AUAAACGAAACCAAAUUUCAAAAACCAACUCAUCAGUCUCUUUUCCUUUCUGAAACAAACAAUGGCAUGGUUUCAACUUUAAACCCAUAAUUUUCACUGAAACAUGGCAAUGUAUUUGAGAGAUGGUUGUUCCUUAUUACUGAAACUUCGCAAAUCUCCAAUCCCAUUUGUUUUAACCACAAACCCAAUUUCAAAUCCUGACAAACCCAACCUCAAUCCCUCUCCAAUUCCAGAAUCCCAAGUUAUACAAGUACUGAAACAUGAACCUGACAUUGUUUCAUCACUUGAAUACUUCAAAUCUUUAGCAAAUUCAGGAACUUUCAAACACACCCAUUCAACAUACCAAAUCAUGAUUGAAAAGCUUGGAAGAAACAAUGAAAUGGAUGCUGUUCAGUAUCUUUUGCAACAGAUGAAGCUAGAAAGUGUACCUUGUUCUGAAGAGUUGUUCAUUUCUGUGAUGGAUUCGUAUAGAGGAGCAAAGUUGGGUGAACAAGGUUUGAAAAUGUUUUAUAGGAUUAGGGAAUUUGGGUGUAAGCCUAGUGUUAAGAUAUAUAAUCAUCUUUUGGAUGCUUUGCUUGGUGAAAACAUGUUUAAGAUGAUUAGUCCUCUUUAUAAAAACAUGAAAGGUGAAGGAUUGGAACCGAAUGUUUUUACGUAUAAUAUUCUUCUUAAGGCGCUUUGUAAAAAUGGGAAGGUUGAUGGUGCCUGCAAGCUGCUUGAGGAAAUGUCUAAUAAGGGUUGUCCUCCCGAUGAUAUUAGCUACACUACUAUAAUCUCGUCUAUGUGUAAAUUGGGUGAAGUGGAUAAAGCGAAAGAGCUAGCUAUGAGAUUUGAACCUGUAGUGUCGGUUUAUAAUGCUUUGAUUCAUGGAGUGUGUAAGGGAUAUAGGAUUAACGAGGCGUUUGAUUUGAUGAAAGAGAUGGUGGGUAAAGGGGUUGACCCGAAUGUUGUUAGUUACUCGACGGUUAUUAGUUGUCUUUCUGAUAUGGGGGACGUUGACUUGUCGCUUGCAGUUUUUGCGCAAAUGUUUGUGAGAGGAUGCAGUGCUAAUGUUCAUACAUUUACUUCUUUGAUAAAAGGUUAUUUUGUGCGAGGGAGACUCGGCGAUGCUCUUGGUUUGUGGAAUCUCAUGAUUCGAGAGGGAGUUAAGCCAAAUGUAGUCUCGUACAACACUCUUAUACACGGUCUUUGCUCCAAUGGGAGGAUGGAUAAGGUGGUAUCGGUAUGGAAUCAGAUGGAGAAAGAUUUUGUCCGUCCAAACGUAACCACAUAUAGCACUAUCAUUCACGGCUUUGCGAAAUCUGGGGAUUUGAUUAGCGCUUGUGAAAUAUGGAACAAGAUGAUAAAUUGUGGUUGUCGUCCAAAUGUUGUGGCGUACACCUGCAUGGUGGAUAUCCUUUGUCAGAUGUCUAUGUUUGAUCAAGCUUUUGAUCUUAUUGAUAAUAUGAUUUCCGAUGGUUGUCCUCCAACUGUUGUUACAUUCAACAACUUUAUCAAGGGCUUGUGUCGUCGCGGAAGAGUAGAAUGGGCGAUGAGUGUGCUUGAUCAAAUGGAGAAAUAUGAAUGUUUACCUAACAUCAGAACAUAUAACGAGUUAUUGGAUGGCCUCUUUAGGGCGAACGCAUUCAGAGAGGCUUGUGGACUUAUAAGAGAGUUGGAAGAAAGGAAAAUGGAGUUAAAUUGUGUCACUUACAACACUAUCAUGUAUGGUUUAUCUUUUCAAGGAAUGCAUCAACAAGUUUUGCAGCUUUUGGGGAAAAUGUUGGUAAAUGGAGUUAAGCCAGAUGACAUUACAGUGAAUAUAACUAUUAAUGCAUAUUGUAAGCUGGGUAAGGUUAGAACAGCUAUCAAGGUUUUGGAUAAUAUCACUGCUGAAAAGGAAUUUUGUGCAGACAUAAUAACACAUACUAUUAUUUUGUGGGGUAUCUGUAAUUGGUUAGGCACUGAAGAGGCUAGUGUGUAUCUUCAUGAAAUGUUGAAUAAAGGAAUCUUUCCCAAUAUUGCCACUUGGAAUGUGUUGGUUCGAGGCUUCUUUAGUAACUUGGGUCAUAUGGGACCAAUCCGCAUUUUGGAUGAUAUACUGGAAACUUGAUAAUAUAGUUUGCAGUUUUUCAGAAACUGAUUCCCAGCCGUCAAAAAGUGAAUUUAGAGUGGGGAGAUCGUGACCACUGAUAAUAUUCUAAUGUUUAAAACCAAAUUGUCAUAUUUAUGAUACGGGGUUUUCAAUCUUGUACAAAUGGUGUGGUCAUUCACCCAACUGCUUGACUGCAGUGGACUGCGAGUUACAACUGCAGGCAAUCCAGGUGCCUAGCUGGGAGCAGUGAAAGUAUGGAGAAUGAAUGCGGUAGUGGUGGAAUCUCUGGUAGAAUUACAGUAUUCAAUUUCGGCUCUCUCCAAAUGUGACAUGCUGCUGCGAAUCUAGUGUAGUUUUUUUAUUAUAAGUGUACCUUAAUUUGCUAAAUUGUCACAUAAGAUUUAUGAUCUUCAGGCAGCAUCAAUAUGAUUAGUAUAAGCGGUUUCUUUUUUCUUAUGAAGUUCGAUUCUAAAAACAAAGCAUGCUGCGUGCAGUGUGAACAGAAAGUGGCAGCUGCGCAUGUGGUUGAUUAUGCUAAUUGCAACGUAGAACAGGUUGUAGAUUCAUAUGUACAACUCUAUUUUAACAUUGUAUUAUGUAUUAAAUCGAAAUCUGGCCGAUUUAAGUUUCAAUUAUAUGCUUAACAGUUAACACAGGUUUCUUUAGACAAACUGAACGGAGGAGUUUCAUAAUGU
Molecule: messenger RNA, 2769 nt
Organism: Lathyrus oleraceus (garden pea)
Lineage: Eukaryota; Viridiplantae; Streptophyta; Magnoliopsida; Fabales; Fabaceae
Product: pentatricopeptide repeat-containing protein At3g48810
Exons: 2
Coding region: 104-2092 (662 amino acids)
Molecular function (GO): protein binding; mRNA binding
Source: RefSeq, a predicted model, not a curated record